Molecule: messenger RNA, 1772 nt
Organism: Corylus avellana
Lineage: Eukaryota; Viridiplantae; Streptophyta; Magnoliopsida; Fagales; Betulaceae
Gene: OVA4
Product: Nucleotidylyl transferase superfamily protein
Biological process (GO): tryptophanyl-tRNA aminoacylation
Cellular component (GO): chloroplast; mitochondrion
Molecular function (GO): tryptophan-tRNA ligase activity; ATP binding
Source: RefSeq, a predicted model, not a curated record
GCCGAUCCAGUCCUCUAAGCCCUUCUGUCCUGGGCCCAACUUUCUUGCGUUUCACACAACCAGUCGGAUAAAACCUCUGGACGCAAAACCGCGAAAGGUCGAGAAAGGCAAGGACGAAGAAGAAGAUGAGUCGCUCAGUUCUUUCCCACUUCCUCACUCUCUCACACUCCCCAUGUUCACGCUUUACUCCGUCACUGUGCUGUGGAUUUCCGGUGAAGUACAUGGAAGGAACUGGUUUGGUUCGUCGUUCUCGGCGUCCCAUUGGACUCCGUGGCACCGGUUUCCCGUCCAUUUGCAGUGUUUCCGCCUCUGAACCAGUUGUGCAAGAGAGUUCUCCAAGCUCUGCCAAGAAGAGGGUAGUUUCUGGAGUUCAACCAACUGGAUCUAUUCACCUGGGAAAUUAUCUUGGCGCCAUAAAGAAUUGGAUUCCGCUUCAGAACACAUAUGAUACUCUAUUCUUUAUUGUCGACCUCCAUGCGAUUACAUUACCGUAUGAGACACAACAACUAUCAAGGGCUACAAGGGAUACUGCAGCCAUUUAUUUGGCAUGUGGUGUGGACACUUCGAAGGCUUCUAUUUUUGUUCAGUCUCAUGUUCGUGCCCAUGCAGAACUAAUGUGGUUACUAAGUUCUGCAACGCCAAUUGGUUGGCUCAACAAAAUGAUUCAAUUUAAAGAGAAAUCGCGCAAGGCGGGCGAUGAAAAUGUUGCUGUUGCUCUUUUGACUUAUCCUGUUCUAAUGGCUUCUGAUAUUCUCUUAUAUCAGUCUGACUUUGUACCUGUUGGUGAGGAUCAGAAGCAGCAUCUGGAGUUGACCCGUGAGCUGGCUGAGCGUGUUAAUUAUUUAUAUGGAGGAAGGAAGUUGAAGAAAUUGGGUGGGCGAGGUGGUGCUAUCUUUAAGGUUCCUGAGCCCCUUAUACCACCAGCUGGAGCCCGAGUUAUGUCCCUCACUGAUGGUCUUUCCAAGAUGUCCAAGUCUGCUCCUUCUGAUCUAUCUCGAAUCAACCUUCUCGAUUCAAAAGAUGUAAUAGCAAACAAGAUAAAACGUUGCAAAACUGACUCGCUCAGUGGCUUGGAAUUUGACAAUCCAGAAAGACCAGAAUGCAACAAUCUUCUCUCUGUAUAUCAGCUCAUUUCAGGGAAGACAAAAGAGGAAGUUGCACAAGAAUGUCAAAAUAUGAACUGGGGCACAUUUAAGGUCCUUUUAGCAGAUUCCUUGAUUGAUCAUCUGCAUCCCAUCCAGAUUCGCUACGAGGAAAUAAUAUCUGAUUCAGCUUAUUUGGAUAGAGUCUUGGCAGAAGGUUCUAAAAGAGCUGCAGAUAUAGCAGAUGCUACUCUCAAUAAUGUCUACCAGGCUAUGGGAUUCUUGCGGAGAUGAGCAAAAUUGAUGCUGCAAGAAAAGUUCUUGCUAAAUGAUGAGUAAUACAGAAACCUAGAUUUAAGUUUUGGAUGAUACAUGAUUGUGAACAAUUUUUUUGAAGUAAAUCUCUAAGCAUAUUCUUUGAGUGAAAAUAAAAUGUUACAUGAGGGCCCCACAAAUUUUUGAUGUAGUUACCUCUACUUCUCUUGUCCUAUUGAUGCACGUAUGCAUUCCUGGCGCUUCUAAGAAUCAGGUAGUUUUAGGUUUUAUUUUGUCUAAUCUUUUAGAAUUACCAACUCGUAUUUGUUGUGUAAUGGAAAUUUUGAUGUUAUAAUUAUCAACUAGGUUUUGCUUUUCCAUUUGUCAUAUUUACUCAGUCAGCCCGACAACAAAUAGCAUAUUGUCGUUUGUCUC